Lotus japonicus is the source of this 2851-nucleotide messenger RNA. Its product is annotated as ribonuclease III domain-containing protein RNC1, chloroplastic. Gene Ontology annotation, biological process: regulation of gene expression; rRNA processing. The record is from RefSeq and is a predicted model, not a curated record. Gene Ontology annotation, cellular component: nucleus. Lineage: Eukaryota; Viridiplantae; Streptophyta; Magnoliopsida; Fabales; Fabaceae. Bases 615 to 2402 code for a protein of 595 amino acids. The transcript is spliced from 5 exons. Gene Ontology annotation, molecular function: double-stranded RNA binding; ribonuclease III activity.
UAUUCUAUGUUCUUCAUCUCAAUCUGGGUUAAAUUUAUUAAUUAUAAUUGAUAAAUACAUGUGUAAUAAAAAAAAUUUAAAAAAGCCACGUGGAAUUGAUGAUUGUGCAAAAUUUCAGGCACAUAAGGACAUAACACGAGUAUGGACUUAUUUAGAUUAAAAAACAAUUUCCAGGGAUCCCAAAUCAGAAAAAAAAAAUUCAGGGACUUAUUUUCACAUGCCAUACAAUUUCAGGGACCUCUAACAUAUUUAAACCUUAUUUUUUUUAAACAACUUACUUCUUUCAUUGAUAUUUUUUUUUUCCAAGGUGUUCCCACAAUCGACAGCAAUACGACUAAUACUUAAGACUAUAAGAUCCCUUUAAGUAAGUAGGUCUCUCCAAAAAAAAUGCUUCUCCAUACACACACUCAGAAAUCAAAAUAUAAAACUAUAGACUAAAUGUUCAUUGAUCAUUCAUGUUUUGGCCUCCGUGCCUCUUCGGUAAACUUGAUUACUAUAAAAAAAAAAAAAAAGAUGACAAACGACGUGUCGUUCGAAGCCCAGAGUAGAGAAAGGCUCGGCUUGGCUAGCCGAAAGAAGCUCACGCCAAAUAAAAUCUGAGAUAUCUUUCCACGAUGUGGCACGCUUCAUCACCUUAUCCAACCCUUUUGAGUCCAAACUCCAAACCAAAACCCUGCAACUCAACACAACACCCCAAACCCUGUUAUCCAUGGUCUCAAAACCGAUACCAAAAUCCACCAAUCAAUCAAAUUAAUCCACCUUCUUCAACCAACAUUCUUCAAUUCUCACCACAUCUAAUGGAGCUCUCUUCCUCCUUCUUACUCUCCCCAAAACCAUGCUCAUCCCCAUCCUCUAACUACUCCUUCUCAUCUUCCAUCUCUCCAUUUCCAAUUCAAAUCCUCAUCAAAAACCCCCAAUCUCGAAACCCUAGCUUCCGCAUUCUCGCGGUGGCCGUAGACCCGACGAAGGAACUCUCCAAGAACAGCCCUCAGCGCCUUCUCAAGGAGCUCGCGGAACGGAAGAAAAUCACUUCACCGAAGAAGGGACCACCGCGAAGAUUCAUCUUGAGACCACCAUUAGAUGACAAGAAAUUAGCAGAAAGAUUCCUCAACAGCCCGCAGCUUUCUCUCAAAUCGUUCCCUCUGUUGAGUUCUUGCUUACCCUCCACGCGCCUCAACAAUGCAGACAAGUUGUGGAUUGAUGAGUACUUGCUUGAAGCUAAGCAAGCUCUCGGGUACUCGCUCGAGCCAUCGGAGACGCUCGGGGAUGAUAAUCCGGCGAAGCAGUUUGAUACUUUGCUGUACUUGGCGUUUCAGCAUCCUUCUUGUGAGAGGACGAAGGCGAGGCACGUGAGGUCGGGGCAUUCGAGGUUGUUGUUUCUGGGGCAGCACGUGCUUGAAUUGGCGCUGUGUGAAUUCUUCUUGCAGAGGUAUCCGAGGGAGUCGCCGGGGCCGAUGAGGGAGAGAGUGUAUGGUUUGAUUGGGAAGAGGAGCUUGCCUAAGUGGAUUAAAGCUGCUAGCUUGCAGAAUUUGGUGUUUCCAUAUGAUGAUAUUGAUAAGAUGUUGAGGAAGGAUAAGGAGGGACCUAUAAAGUCGGUCUUUUGGGCUUUGUUUGGGGCAAUCUAUCUUUGUUUUGGUAUGCCAGAAGUGUACCGUGUUCUUUUUGAAGUCUUUGGAAUGGAUCCAGAUGCUGAGGAUUGCCAGCCUAGGUUGCGCAGACAACUUGAAGAUGUGGAUUAUGUAUCAACUGAGUUAGAAACCAAGCUCAGUUGGCAAGAUAUAGUUACAUAUAAGCCUCCUCCAGAUGCUCUGUUUGCACAUCCAAGACUGUUCAGAGCUUGUGUUCCCCCAGGCAUGCAUCGGUUCAGAGGAAAUAUCUGGGAUUUUGAUUGCAAACCCCAAGUUAUGAAAGCACUUGGAUAUCCAUUAGAAAUGACUGACAGGAUACAAGAAAUUACUGAAGCCAGGAACAUAGAGCUUGGACUCGGAUUGCAGCUUUGUUUCAUGCAUCCAUCAAAGUACAAAUUUGAGCAUCCUCGAUUUUGCUUCGAGAGAUUAGAAUAUGUUGGGCAAAAGAUACAGGAUUUGGUUAUGGCUGAGAGAUUAUUGAUGAAGCAUUUAGAUGCUCCGGGGAUGUGGCUACAAGAGAGACAUCGUCGCGUUCUUAUGAACAAACACUGUGGAAGAUAUUUGAGGGCCAAACAUCUCCACGGUUUUAUGAUAUAUCAUGAAACGGUUCAAGACUCUUAUGAGCGCAACAGGAGAAGGAGAAACCCAGCCUCAACAGCUGUUCACCAAGCUCUUCAUGGGCUUUCAUAUCUUGUAUAUGGGAAACGUGAUGUGAGACGUUUGAUGUUUGAAGUUUUUGACGUUGAGCAGACCCAACCUAAAGAAGUCUCAUAGUGUGUUUGGAUUGAUAGUGGUGCACAAUCCCAAGCAUGUUAAAACCAAAACUACACUAGCUUCUCUCCAGAAGUGAUUAUGGGCCUUCCUUCAGCAGAACCAAACACGCUAUGUAUUUGGAGGGGGAAAAAAAGUUAAAGCACUUUCGUUUUGCUUGUUCACCUCUUUCUUUUUUUCUUUUCUAUCUCCUUAAUCUAGGCUUUUCCAUAUUGUGUUAUGAGUUAUGACCCACCUAGUUGUAGGUGUUUUACGAAUUCUUUGGAAGUCGCUCUUGUAUAUAUUGAAUGAUUGUAUUUUAUCUUUUUAAACUUUGGCCCCUGACAAACCAAAGUGAAUGGAGAUGAGGUUACAUACGUGAACAUGUUUGAUUCUCCAUAUAGCACAGACAAUGGAGCAAAAGCAUCCUAACGAAUGAGUUGUGUAGCCAGUGUAGGUAUGAUUUUUGAGAA